AUGCCGUCUGAGCAGACUCGAAAGAAGCUGAAACCUGUUGACAGUGAGCAUCCGUCGCAAGGCUCUAAAGCCUAUCACGCUUUCCCACGUAACUGGACGGCUGUGGGGCCGCUGCGCAGAUCACCCGUGCUACCCUGUGCUAUUGUACUGCAGCGGUGUGUAGGCGUUGGGGGCGCAGUGUACCAGCGCCGCUCAGAAUCACAACUUGUUCUGCUUAGAGUGCCCGCCCUGCAACUGUGGCUUAUCUCGCAUUCUCCGGCACUCAUCAGUCUGCUCGUAGCCAUGUUCGAGCAUUCCGCCCUCAGACAUAUUCCACCCCUCCUGCUCGCCAGCAUCUGGUCUGUGGGCAGGACCAUGGCUUGGACCCACGGCCCUGAACAGGCCAUCGCCUCGUCGGAGGCUGUCUGGUCGCUUUUCCGAAUCGAAGGGUCCCGCGUCACUACUCUCGGUCUCGCCGUUUAG
Molecule: messenger RNA, 462 nt
Organism: Plenodomus lingam JN3
Lineage: Eukaryota; Fungi; Ascomycota; Dothideomycetes; Pleosporales; Leptosphaeriaceae
Source: RefSeq, a predicted model, not a curated record